Molecule: messenger RNA, 1589 nt
Organism: Oncorhynchus kisutch (coho salmon)
Lineage: Eukaryota; Metazoa; Chordata; Actinopteri; Salmoniformes; Salmonidae
Product: eukaryotic translation initiation factor 4B-like
Exons: 13
Coding region: 4-1290 (428 amino acids)
Molecular function (GO): RNA binding
Source: RefSeq, a predicted model, not a curated record
AUUAUGUCAGCUAAAUUCUGCGUGGGCCGGGUGUUUUUAGAAAGGGAUGGAUUCACCGUUUUGAAAUGCAUACUUUUUCCGCGUGUGCCGAUUUCACAUGCUUUGUAUCAGGAGGGGCUGUAUCGUGGCGGACGCUGCAGGGAGGGCGUGGGCAUGGAACCAUGUAAACAUCGCACUUUACAGGCAACUAAGAAGAAGGGGAAUAAGACCCUAUCCCUGACUAACUUCAUGGCAGAGGACAAGGGGGGUAAUGCACCCCCAAGUUACCCCACCAAGCCCACUAGCAGCUGGGCCGACGAGACAGAUGACCUAGACACAGAGGUAUCCACCUCCUGGCAUACAGAGGAGGAUAUUUCCCGGGCCCCAGCCGUCGACCGCUCCAUCCUGCCCACAGCACCCCGUUCAGCCCGGGAGCCAAACAUUGACCGCUCUUGUAUUCCUCGCGGUCCCCCUUACACCGCCUUCCUGGGCAACUUGCCCUACGACGUGACUGAGGACUCCAUCAUGGACUUCUUCAGGGGCGUGGGGAUCAGUGCAGUACAUCUUCCUAGAGAACCCAGUAACCAAGACCGCUCGAAGGGUUUUGGCUAUGCUGAGUUUGAUGAUGUGGAAUCUCUCCUGAGUGCCUUGAGUCUAAAUAAAGAGAACUUCAGAAACAGAAGGAUCCUUGUGGACAUUGCAGAUUGUUUUGACUGUCGCGCCAGUGGUGGUGGUGGUGGUGGUGGGGGUCGCAGGGGUAGUGGGGAUCGCUAUGGUGACCAAUACGAGAGAUGGGAGGAAUGCCGUUGUGACCGAGGUGCUGUGGAGAGGCCCAAGUUGAUACUGAAACCCCGUAGCCUAUCUAAAGAGGUGGAGCAGAGCAGCGCCCCGUCUGCCCCCUCGGACAGGGCUGCCUCCAUCUUCGGUGGGGCCAAGCCAGUGGACACGGCUGCCAAGGAGAGAGAGGUGGAGGAGAGGCUGAAGAGGGAACAGGAAAAACUGCAGCGAGAGCUAGAAGACAGAAUCACAGACCACAAUCCCAGAGAGAGGCACCCCAGCUGGCGCAGUGAGGACCAACGUGCAGGACACUUUCAGACUGGCAGUGAGUCUUCCCAAACCAGGCAGCCGUGGCCAAUCCUGCAGAGCCUCCAAGCGCAGGAAGAGCGAGCCCUCCUCCCCUGUGGCCGAGCCCUGCCAGACAAGACAGUCCGCCUCGCUCCACCUCCCAAGGAGAACGCCUGGGCCAAGAGGACCACGCCCGUUGGGGGCUCCAGUGAGGGCGAGGCCCGGCCACCGUCUCCCCCGCAAUGACACACCCCUACAGCUCACCAGCUUAGCUGAGGAUGAAGUGCCUCAGGCAGAUAAAGAAGAGGUCGAUCGCAGCGAAUAGAUACAAUAUGCAACCUUGACAUAAUGGACGCAGAUCCACAUGACGAUAUGGAGGACAAUACAUAGGGAGGGUGGAUGAAAGAAGUGAAGAAGAUGGAAGAUGCAAAGAAUGAGGUCUGCCCAGCAACCUGGCUGGAGCAGCUCUACAGCUCCCUUCCUGCUAACCUGCUUAACCUUUUGCAACUAGGGGGCAGUAUUUUAAUUAUUGGAUAAAAAAACGU